Molecule: messenger RNA, 540 nt
Organism: Dictyostelium discoideum AX4
Lineage: Eukaryota; Evosea; Eumycetozoa; Dictyosteliales; Dictyosteliaceae
Exons: 2
Coding region: 1-540 (179 amino acids)
Biological process (GO): response to stress
Cellular component (GO): membrane
Source: RefSeq, a predicted model, not a curated record
AUGGAAAUUUUAAUUGGAGCAACAAUUUUAGGUGGUGUUACUUAUGCCUAUAAUUCAUUCAAAAGAUAUAUUCCAGAAGGAGUUCAUGCCGUUAAACCAUUUUAUCCAGAAAAGUAUGUGGGUAAAUGGUAUGAAAUUGCACGUUUAUACACAUAUUUUGAAAAGGAUUUGGAUAAAAUUACAGCAGAAUAUUCAAUUAAUAAAGAUGGUUCAAUAACAGUGGUUAAUAGUGGAUACAAUUAUAAAAAGAAAAAGAGAGAAAAUGCAAAAGGUAUUGCUUAUUUUGUAAAUGGCUCGGACGAAGGAAUGCUAAAAGUCUCUUUCUUUGGUCCAUUUUAUUCUGGCUACAAUGUAAUUGCAAUUGAUCCUGACUAUAAAUAUGCUUUAAUUGCUGGUCAAAGUUUUGAUUACAUGUGGAUCCUUUCAAAAGAACCAACAAUUCCAGAGAAAAUUAAAAAUUCUUAUUUAGAAUUAGCAAAAUCAGUUGGUUAUGAUAUUACAAAAUUAAUUUGGUCAAAACAAAAUGAAAAUGAAAAUUAA